GCUGUUGUGGUAUUUGUGUGGUUCUGCUAGGAUUUUGGGAUGGGUCUAUAGAUGAGGGUUCAGAUUCACUAAAAGUUAGUUCAGAAAUUGUUGGUGGUAAGGUUAAUAGAGUAUUUGUGUAUGAUUUAAGAG
Molecule: messenger RNA, 132 nt
Organism: Racocetra persica
Lineage: Eukaryota; Fungi; Glomeromycota; Glomeromycetes; Diversisporales; Gigasporaceae
Source: the annotation of a GenBank genome assembly